AUGGCGUACGGAGGCUAUCCCGGUUAUGGCGCCUUGGAGCUAGAGCGCGUGCAGCACGUGGAUUCACUGCUGCGGCGCUACCCUGCCAAGCCCAUCAAUCCGGACCGCAGCGUGUUUGAUCUGCCCCUGGAGCUGCGGGACGGCAAAGCCACGGCGCUGCGCAUCAGUCUGCCACCGCACUUCCCCCAGGAGCGGCCGAGCUUGAGCAUGCUGCUGCCCGUGGUGCACCCGGCAGUGGACUCCACCGGUCGCCUGCACACACCCGGUCUCGCUAACUGGGUGUACGGACAGAGCUCCCUUGCAGACGCAGUUGCGGAGGCAGUGGCCACACUCACAUCAGCGGUAGUGGACGCGCGGCAGCCAGGGGCGCAGGCGACUGGUGGCGGCAGAAUCGGCCCAAUCCCCUACCCGCCGGGCUACCCUUCACCGCCCUCUGGCUUGCUGGCUGGCGCGGCAGGCGCGGGCCCCGGCAGCCCGCAAGCCCGCGUGUCCUCAUCAUCGGCAGCCUCUGCUGCUGCGGCUGCGGGUGGCCAGCUGCCAGACCUGUCGCGUCUGGCCCCUGCUCAGCUGGCGUCGCUGCUGUCUGAUGACUCAGAGUUCAAGGCCCUGCUGCGGGGGGUGGUCGCCAACUCACAGAUGGCUGCCACCCUGGAGGACAUACGCGUGAAGAACCGGCAGCUGGCUGCAGCCAACUUGUCGCAGCAGGGCGCAAUGGCAGAGGCGCGCAACCAGCUGGCCAUUGUUCGCAGCAGCGAGUACCAGGUCAUCCGCGCGCGUUUUGACGAGCUGCUGGCGCGGCAGUCGUCAGUUUCCAAGGUGCUGGGCGGCCCCUUGUUUCGCGAGCGCCUGGAGGACGCCGUGAGCGAGGCCGAUGCCGCCAGCAGCGCGGUGAGCACAGCAUUUCUGCUGGGUCAGGUGCCACUGGAUCAAUUUGUGGAGCAGUAUGUCGAGCUGCGCGCGCGCCACCACGCGCUGGACCUGAAGCGCCAGGCCGCGGAGCAGGUGCUGCGCUCGCAGUGA
Messenger RNA from Monoraphidium neglectum, 1020 nucleotides. RefSeq names its product subunit of the ESCRT-I complex. Gene Ontology annotation, biological process: protein targeting to vacuole; protein targeting to membrane; ubiquitin-dependent protein catabolic process via the multivesicular body sorting pathway. Gene Ontology annotation, cellular component: ESCRT I complex. The transcript has 5 exons. The record is from RefSeq and is a predicted model, not a curated record. Lineage: Eukaryota; Viridiplantae; Chlorophyta; Chlorophyceae; Sphaeropleales; Selenastraceae. The coding region runs from base 1 to 1020 and encodes 339 amino acids.